AAAAGAAAAAAAAGAAGAUGUCGCGUUGCUGCUCUCAGUGCGGCAAUAACGGCCACAACUCUCGCACUUGCGCCGAAACCGCCGGUGGAGAUGGUGGUGGGUUCAUGCUUUUCGGUGUACGAGUCACCGAAGGUUCCAACUCCAAUUCCCUCAACAAUUCUAUGCGUAAAGUCGUCAGUAUGAACAACCUCUCGCAAUACGAACAACCUCACGAUCCUAACGCCGAUCUUGCCUCUGGCUACGCCUCUGACGAUGUUGUCCACUCUUCCGCCGGCCAUCGCGAGCGCAAGAGAGGAGUUCCAUGGACAGAGGAAGAACACAGGCUUUUCCUACUAGGUUUGCAGAAGGUUGGGAAGGGAGACUGGAGAGGUAUUUCUAGAAACUUCGUCAAGACUCGUACGCCUACACAGGUCGCUAGCCAUGCCCAGAAGUACUUCCUCCGGCGAAGCAACCUCAACCGGAGACGUCGCCGAUCUAGCCUCUUUGACAUGACCCCCGAUACGUUCAUGGGAUCGGGGAAUGAAGAAGAACAAAUCCUCCAGGAGAACACAACUCAGGCAGACUUACCACCACCGCCGAUAAACUGCAACAUGGGUUUUCCGGUGCCGGCAUAUCCAAUGACGCUUACUGGAAGCAGCGGUAGCAACGAUACUCCUACGAAGCUAGUCCGUCCGACACCUGUGAUACCGGUUCCUCCUUCGUCGAGAAUGGCGGAUCUUAAUCUGAACCAGAAUUCACCCGUAGAUUCUUCACCACUAUCUCUUAAGCUUUCCACAUCACCCGAUCAGCAGCAAUCGUCGAGGCACUCUGCUUUCCAGGCUAUGCCAAACUUUAACGCCGGCGAUCUUGAUUCCAAUGGUGGAAGCAUUAUCAGUGUUGCCUGAGAAUAAAUAAUUUUCUCUUGUUUGAAAAGUGG
Molecule: messenger RNA, 916 nt
Organism: Telopea speciosissima
Lineage: Eukaryota; Viridiplantae; Streptophyta; Magnoliopsida; Proteales; Proteaceae
Product: transcription factor MYB1R1-like
Exons: 4
Coding region: 18-884 (288 amino acids)
Biological process (GO): response to gibberellin; response to auxin; response to ethylene
Molecular function (GO): DNA binding; zinc ion binding
Source: RefSeq, a predicted model, not a curated record